CCCUCCUCAAUCCUCACGGGUCUGUUUAUCGUGUGAGCGCGCAUUUCUUGAACUGAGAUUUGCUUGGAGCCUCUCCGUUUCUCGUAGAAGAAGAAUUCACUAGUGAAUUCGCUUCUAUUGAGCUUUACCUUCUCUGAAUUUUCUCGAUAAAGGUUCCUUAAGCUUGGCAAGCGCAAGAGCGAGAGCUGCUCAUCGUCUAGCUAGUGAUUUUUCUUCUUUACCGUUUUUGGAUUUCUGGACAAUAUGCCUGUUUCCACAUUAACUGAAAGUUGAAAGGGGACCGUGAUCGUUUUGGUGGUCCAACCGCCAAAGUGGCUCCGUAGUAUCUUGGGCGAUUUUCAUAAACCCUCAAGUUUCCAAAAUUAACAAACAAGUCCAUUCGACUGCGAUAUUUUCUAUUCAUACCAAGAUGAGCGAAACUUGUAGGGCACAUGCUGAUGACUCUACUAAACCUUUCAAAUGAAAAUUUUGGAGUUUCCAGUAUAAAGCCUCUAAUUCAUAUUAUUUUUUAUUCUGUUCUAAAAAAUAAUUGUGGAGCCGAAAUACUGAAAAUACGUUUCAAAGAGCGCGGCAAAAAAUAAGUACGUUUCUAUUUUUUGUUUAUGCUUUUUUCCCCUCUUGGGCGUCGGGUAGGUGAGCGAGAAAAUGCUAAGGAUUGCGGGAGCACAACAACAUUUGAAGGGCGUUCGUCCUUAUUGGCGGAAGUUUUAUGGCGGUCAUCUCAACAAUGCUCGAAUGAUAUCCCCAAAUUCUCAAAUUUGCUUCUGCAGAAGAAAUUAUAGACGCUUAGUAACUCAGUGCUCAGCAGCAGCAGCAAUGACUGUCACUCCCAAGAUUUCAAUCAACGAUGGGAACCUUGUUGUUCAUGGGAAGACCAUAUUAACUGGAGUGCCAGAUAACAUCGUCUUGACUCCUGGAUCGGGCGUGGGACUCGUUGCUGGUGCAUUCCUUGGUGCCACUGCUUCCAAUAGCAAAAGUCUCCAUGUCUUUCCUGUAGGCGUUUUAGAGGGUCUCCGUUUCAUGUGUUGUUUCCGUUUUAAGUUAUGGUGGAUGACCCAGAGGAUGGGCAAUUGUGGGAGAGACAUUCCUUUGGAGACCCAGUUCAUGCUAGUGGAGAGCAGAGAUGGUGGUGAAGGGGUUGAUCAGGAUGAUGCCCAGACUAUCUAUACUGUCUUCCUUCCCCUACUUGAAGGCCAGUUCCGUGCUGUUCUGCAAGGCAAUGAAAAGAAUGAGAUGGAGAUCUGCCUUGAGAGCGGGGAUAAUGCUGUUGAAACCAAGCAGGGCCUUUACCUAGUCUACAUGCAUGCUGGGACCAACCCCUUUGAAGUUAUCAAUCAGGCAGUAAAGGCUGUGGAAAAACACAUGAAAACUUUCCUUCAUCGUGAAAAGAAAAAGUUGCCAUCUUUCCUUGACUGGUUUGGAUGGUGCACUUGGGAUGCGUUUUACACUGAUGUCACAGCUGAGGGUGUUGAGGAAGGCCUUAAAAGCCUAUCAGAGGGAGGGACUCCUCCACGAUUUUUGAUCAUAGAUGAUGGUUGGCAACAGAUUGAAACCAAAGCUAAGGAAGAUGCUAAUGCAGUUGUGCAAGAAGGAGCACAAUUUGCAAGUAGGCUCACUGGAAUAAAGGAGAAUGCAAAAUUUCAGAAGAAUGGUGAAAAUGCUGAGGAGGCCAGAGGACUAAAGCAUGUUGUUGAAGAUGCCAAGCGACGACACAAUGUGAAGUUUGUGUAUGUGUGGCAUGCUUUAGCUGGCUACUGGGGUGGAGUAAAUCCAGCAGCUGCUGGAAUGGAACAUUAUGACCCUGCAUUGGCAUAUCCAGUUCAGUCUCCUGGUAUACUAGGCAACCAACCAGACAUUGUCAUGGACAGUCUCGCUGUCCAUGGCCUUGGUUUGGUGCAUCCCAAGAAGGUUUUCGACUUCUACAAUGAGCUUCACGCCUACUUGGCCUCAUGUGGGGUAGAUGGAGUGAAGGUUGAUGUUCAAAACAUCAUCGAGACUCUUGGUUCUGGUCAUGGUGGUAGAGUUUCCCUCACCCGCAGCUACCACCAAGCUCUUGAGGCUUCAGUUGCGCGAAACUUCCCUGACAAUGGAUGUAUUGCAUGCAUGUGCCAUAACACUGAUGGGAUCUAUAGUGCCAAGCAGACUGCAGUUGUGAGAGCUUCUGAUGAUUUUUACCCUAGGGACCCUGCUUCCCACACCAUUCAUAUUUCUUCCGUGGCUUACAACACCGUAUUCCUUGGAGAAUUUAUGCAACCUGACUGGGAUAUGUUCCAUAGCUUACACCCUGCUGCUGAUUAUCAUGGCGCAGCUCGUGCUAUUGGUGGGUGUGCAAUCUAUGUCAGUGAUAAGCCCGGCAACCACAACUUUGAGCUGCUGAAGAAGCUAGUCCUUCCUGAUGGAUCAGUUUUGCGUGCCCAACUUCCUGGUAGGCCAACCCGUGAUUCUCUCUUUGUUGAUCCAGCAAGAGAUGGCACCAGCUUGCUUAAGAUAUGGAAUGUGAACAAAUGUACCGGUGUGGUUGGUGUUUUUAAUUGCCAAGGUGCUGGUUGGUGCAAAGUUGAAAAGAAAACCCGCAUUCAUGAUGCUUCUCCUGGUACCCUCACGGGCUCUGUUCGUGCCACUGACGUGGACUGUAUUGCCCAAGUUGCUGGUGCAGAUUGGAAUGGGGAGACAAUAGUAUAUGCCCACAAAUCAGGGGAGGUGUUUCGGCUGCCUAAAGGUGCUUCUGUGCCGGUGACACUGAAAGUUCUCGACUUUGAACUCUUCCAUUUCUGUCCAAUUAAGGAAAUCACUUCCAACAUUUCAUUUGCACCAAUUGGGUUGCUUGACAUGUUCAACACAGGCGGUGCUGUGGACCAAUUUGAAAUCAAGAUGGCUUCUGACAAGAAGCCAGAGCAUUUGGAUGGUGAGGUCUCCACAGAUGUGACUACUUCACUGAGCGAAAAUCGUUCCCCAACUGCAACCAUUGCACUCAAAGUCAGAGGCUGCGGACGUUUCGGGGCAUACUCUUCACAGCGCCCAUUGAAAUGCAUUGUUGGUAACGCUGAAACCAACUUCAACUAUGACCCUGAUACUGGACUAGUGACCCUGACUCUCCCCGUACCAGAGGAGGAGAUGUAUAGAUGGCCUGUGGAGAUCCACGUUUAGGCAAAAGCUCGAAGUAGUUUGAAGAGAUGACACCACCAUCUCCAGUGGAGGGGAGGGAAUGUGCUUAUGGGUACUGGGAGUGAUGGUCUUGUAAUGGAAAAGAUGGGGUGAGAGAUAUUGUACACUUGAGAUGGUGGUGAUGGUAUCUCAUCUAGAUGAGUGCUAAAAAAAAAAGAAAAUCCACUAACAGUAUUUCACUUUAAAUAAAAGAAAAAAGCUUGAUAAAUCAGGUUAAUA
Molecule: messenger RNA, 3384 nt
Organism: Manihot esculenta (cassava)
Lineage: Eukaryota; Viridiplantae; Streptophyta; Magnoliopsida; Malpighiales; Euphorbiaceae
Product: probable galactinol--sucrose galactosyltransferase 2
Exons: 15
Coding region: 646-3147 (833 amino acids)
Molecular function (GO): raffinose alpha-galactosidase activity
Source: RefSeq, a predicted model, not a curated record